Paraphaeosphaeria sporulosa is the source of this 1752-nucleotide messenger RNA. Its product is annotated as MFS general substrate transporter. Bases 1 to 1752 code for a protein of 583 amino acids. The transcript is spliced from 6 exons. Lineage: Eukaryota; Fungi; Ascomycota; Dothideomycetes; Pleosporales; Didymosphaeriaceae. The record is from RefSeq and is a predicted model, not a curated record. Gene Ontology annotation, molecular function: transmembrane transporter activity. Gene Ontology annotation, biological process: transmembrane transport.
AUGACCGACGCCAGUAGCUCAAAUGGCUCGGGGGAGCACUCCCCAACAGCGAAGCCCACGACCAUGGAGCACAUCGAGCAGAUCCACACCAACGAGCGAGUCCCUGGCCACACGAACUACUAUGAGAAGGAUGGUCUGAGAACAUACGGGGACGACGAAAAUCACGACGUCGAGCCGCCAAUGACAUUCUCGAGGAUCAUGAGUCUUAUCGCCAUGGCGUUCCUCUGGACCGGCAGUCAGAUUCCUGUAUAUCUCUUCGGCGGUGUCCCACCAUAUAUCUACGCCGACAUUGGCGGUGUCGAUCGAUGGAUCUGGUUCGUCCUCGCGAAUCUGCUUUCCCUCGCUGCCGUCUGUCCAUUCGUUGGAUCAAUCUCCGAUAUCGUGGGUCGCCGCUAUGUUGCCAUGAUUGGCGCCUGCUUUCUCAUCUUGGGCAUGAUCAUCUGCUCGACAGCGCACACGAUGAACAUCUUCAUCAGCGGCAUGGUCUUCUCCGGCGUUGGCGCCGGUAUCAACGAGCUCACAGCACUGGCCGUGACAUCUGAAUUGGCGCCCACUUCGCAGCGUGGCAAGUACGUUGCCAUUCUGGUGUUCACAAUCAUCCCGUUUUGCCCUUCCGUACUCUGGGCACAACUGAUUGCCUCGCACACGAGCUGGAGAUGGAUCGGCUGCUGGUGCGGUGUCUGGGCCUUCAUUGGCCUUGUCAUGACUGCCGUCUUCUACCAUCCUCCUCCCCGACCGAACAGCCAAGGUCUGAGCCGCAGGCAAAUUCUCUCCGAGAUCGACUACCUCGGCGGAUUUCUAUCUAUCUCUGGAAUGCUCCUCUUCAUGAUGGGAAUGCAAUGGGGAGGGUACCAGUACCCAUGGUCGAGCGCGCACGUCCUCGCACCUCUGAUUUUGGGCGCAAUCCUCAUCGUGGCGUUCGUGGUCUGGCAAGGCUACGCAAAACACCCCAUGUUCCCGAAGAGACUGCGACAAGAGCCUCGCAUCCUCGGACUCACCCUCGUCAUUACCUUCAUCUCCGGCGCCAACUUCUUCUCCAUCCUCAUGUUCUGGCCUACACAGGCCUUCAACGUGUACGGUCAUGAUCCCGUCGGUGUCGGGAUCCGUGGUAUUCCCGUCGGAUUCUCCAUCCUGGCUGGCGCAUGCAUUGUUCUGUGGCUUCUCUCUCUGCUCCGCGGGCACAACAAGGAGCUUCUUAUCGUAUCCUCUAUCCUCAUGACGGCUGGCUGUGGUUCUCUCGCAAUUGCCCGUGUGGACAAUCUGCACCAACUCUGGGGAUUGCUUGUUCUGGCUGGACUUGGAAUUGGAGGCAUUGUGGUCCCAGCAUCAAUUAUCUAUGAUCUCAUCGCAACAGUCGCCGCCCUCACACUGGCUAUUCGUGUCAUUGGCGGUUCGGUUGGAUACUGCGUCUACUAUAACGUUUUCAUUUCCAAGUUCGUCCCUGCUGCCACGCACUUCAUCGGCGGCGCCAUGGUAACCAAACUAAACAUCACCGACACAGCCACCAUCGGCGAAGCCAUCGUCAUCACAGGCAGCUCGCUGCUCCCCGCCCUCAAGGAACUCCCAGGUAUCAAGGACGUUCCCGGCGCGUACGAGCUUGUCGUCUAUGCUGGCCAGCUCGCCUACGCGGAGGCGUAUAAAUACGUCUACUAUGUGAGCAUAGCGUUUGGAGCUGUCAGCAUCGUUGCCGCGUGCUUCUUGGGCGACAUUUCCAAGUAUAUGGAUGAUCACGUGGCAGUGGUCAUGCAUUGA